Molecule: messenger RNA, 1124 nt
Organism: Sinocyclocheilus rhinocerous
Lineage: Eukaryota; Metazoa; Chordata; Actinopteri; Cypriniformes; Cyprinidae
Gene: fbxo36a
Product: F-box protein 36a
Exons: 4
Coding region: 1-570 (189 amino acids)
Molecular function (GO): protein binding
Source: RefSeq, a predicted model, not a curated record
AUGGCGUCUUUGCUGAGUGAGAUACUGUUUGAAACCGCUGGACAAGGCCCACCUCCCUCUAAAGACUUCUACCAGUUUGUUAUCACACAAAAGGAGGUUAUUUGGAGGUGGUGGAAGAUUUCAGUUCGGUCUGAAUUCAGAGGAGCACCACCUGGAGAGAUAAAACAGUUCCACAAUGACUUUUUGAAUGAUGCAAGGUUGCAGGAGCAGCUAGCUGCAGUGUUUGGCACCAGGAUUCUGGACUACACUUUGGCUCUGUGUCGAGGGCAUGUUGACUACCUGGAACGUUUACCUGACAAGCUGCUCCUUAAAAUCCUUUCCUGCAUAUCCUUACAGGACAUUGGCCACCUCAGCCAAACCUCAAGCAGGUUUAGGAAGCUGUGUAACUCGGAGGAGAUCUGGAGGCAGGCUGUGAUGGGUCAUUGUGAUAUGAUAACUGAAGACAUGGAGAUGCUGGCGAAUGUCAUGGGAUGGAAGAACAUCUUCUUUAAGUUUUACUAUAAUAAAGAACAUGACAGCACGGCCUAUCCUGCAGAGGAAGAAGAUAAAGCCAAUACUGAAUCUCCAUGAGCUAUUAAAACAACUCUCAGUCAACCAAAAAGACAAUCAUAUGAUCUUAAAAGUGUUCAUUAAUUUAUCUAUUUCUAUCUAUGCUUGCAAGUAUUGAUUUAGAUUCCAAUUCUAAUUUAGACCAGUUGUGCUGUGCUAUGACCGCCAAAGUAUUAAAUAUUCAAGUGUUAAUUUGAUAUUUUCAAUGUAUGUAAUCCAUAAUUAUUCAUGUAACUCGUAAGUAUUAUAGUCACUAUUUCUGUCACCCGAUAUCGCCAUGUUUUGUCGCACUCUAAUCGCACGUCUGCCCUCUAGUGGUGACUGUUUGGCUCUUUUCAUUAACUGCAACGUGAAAAGUGACCAAGUUAAUAAAGUGAGUGAAUGUGCAAAACCAAUGAAACGGGCUUUCACUCUAGAGAUGGUUCAAAUAAAGUGCACAGUAAACAAUAAAUCACUCAGUAAGAUGAGCCUUACUUUUUAAGUGUAAGUGGUUUUGAAAUUAGAAGUCAGAGUAUUUUUUAGAUGAUCUAUUUAAGGAAAAAUGCCUCGUUUAGUUUAAAAACAUACAAGAGAAA